Messenger RNA from Alternaria alternata, 1308 nucleotides. Its product is annotated as MFS general substrate transporter. Bases 1 to 1308 code for a protein of 435 amino acids. The record is from RefSeq and is a predicted model, not a curated record. NCBI's taxonomy places the organism in Eukaryota, Fungi, Ascomycota, Dothideomycetes, Pleosporales, Pleosporaceae. Gene Ontology annotation, biological process: transmembrane transport. Gene Ontology annotation, molecular function: transmembrane transporter activity. The transcript is spliced from 2 exons. Gene Ontology annotation, cellular component: fungal-type vacuole membrane.
AUGUCAAUUUCAUCCACCGAAAUCAAGUCCGAGAAUAACGGUGAUCUUGUAACCCGGACACAGCAAUGCAGGAUACUUGCUUCAACAUGCCUCAUGGCUUUUACGAUAAUAGGCCUCAACCAGUCUUUCGGUGUUUUCCAGGCACACUACGGACGGCAAGCAUCUGCCCUAGAGGGUGUCCUUCUUCAAGGCGAUCUGUCAAAACGCCCGUUGAUCUCUGCCGUAGGCUCAUUAGGAAAUGGUGGGCUCGUCGCCGCCUUUGCCCUGUUUUACUAUCCACACCUACCUAGGUUGGGAGGUCACGUCAAAUAUUUGUGUGGACUAGGCACUGCCUUCAUCACGAUUGGCUUCGCGGCUGCUGCAGGAAGCCAUAAUCUGGCAACGCUUGUCGCCUGCCAAGGAUUCCUGGUUGGCAUCGGAGCUGGCAUCCUUAAUUACGUUCUUGCGCCUAUUUUACCCGAGUAUUUCCUACAACGGAGCGGACUUGCACAGGGUGCCAUGUUCGCUUGUGGCGGCCUAGGGGGUAUGGUAUGGGUGUUUGUACUAACGGCAUUACUCGAAGGCAUUGGAAUCCGGUGGACGUUGGGGCUCCUCUCUAUAUUGAGCUUUGCAAUCCUGUCCAUCUCAAGUGCGCUCGCCCUUCCGCCGCGAAAAUUCGAAAGGCGGUCUACGGAGAUUGUCAGUUGGAAGGUCUUCCGAGAUCCUCUUUUUGCUUCUCUCGCAAUCGUGAACUUGACCAUGGCGUUGACGCUGGCCAUCCCUACGGCAUUCGGAUCUGAGUUUGCCCAGUCUAUAGGGGCCAGCAUCACCCACGGAUCAUAUCUCUUGGCCAUCAACUCGGGGAUUGGAAUUCCGGGAAGAAUAUGUACCGGCUGGCUCUCAGACAAGAUUGGUCAUUUGAAUAUGCUCAUAGUUGCAACCGCCGUAUACGCCAUUGCAACCUGGGCGCUGUUCUUGUCAUCCGCAAUAACCAGCGAUCUGGGACCAUACGUUGGUAUGACUGUUUGCUAUGGACUGAGCAGCGGCGUCUUCAACACCGUCAUGAACUCUGCGCAGAAGAUGCUGUUUGGGGCCGAAAUGUACUAUCCCAAAAGCGGCGCGACCAUUACCGUACGCGGGAUCGGCUUCGUUAUUGGCACACCUAUUGCCGGUGGAUUUGUGUCCAGGAUCGCUGGUGAAGACUUGGUGGGGAGAGACUUUUUAAAACUUAUCGUUUAUACCGGCGCGUUGUUGACGCUUUCGCUGUUAUGCCUUCUGAAUGUCCGAAGGUUGGAUGCGCAGGGGAAUGGGUGGAAGCUAGUCCGCUGA